AUGAGAUUUGCUGUUCUUAUCGGUGUAUUGACAACAGCGCUAGCUCUUCCUUACAAUCAAACCAUUUCGGCAUCAAGUCAUCAUCUUGGAGAUGCUGACUUUGAAGAGUUGCACAGGUAUGCCCACUUGUCCGCUGUUGCAUACUGUCUCAAGAAGGGUCUACACGGUGGUCCCUUGGGCGAACAAGAGGAGACUUGUCCUCACUAUUCGUGCGAGUAUCCAACCAUUGGCCACUUGGAUGUAGUCAAAGUGUUCAACUUUCAGGGCUGGUUGGUACUUGGCUCGGGAUUUGUUGCGUUGGAGCGGGAAAGAAAAAGGAUAUAUGUUGUGUAUCGUGGGACCUCGUCCACUCAGGACUGGAUCAAUAAUUUUGAAUUUUUGCACUCACGCUAUAAGCCCUUGAUUCAGGAGAAGAAGGGGUUCCACAAGAAGAAGUGCAAUGAGUGUGUUGGAUGUACUAUUCACAAAGGUUUUAACACCUUUAUUCGGUCGAAUGCUGAAGAAGUCGUCCGUGAAAUUGUCAAAUUAAAGAAAAAGUAUCCUGACUUCUCUUUGGUUGUGACAGGGCACUCGUUAGGAGGAGCCCUUGCAAUACUUUCUGGUAUCGAGUUUCGACUUUUGGGCUUUGAGACUUUGGUAGUGACGCUAGGAGGACCGAAGGUUGGCAACGAGGCAUUUGUGGAUUACGUCGAUGAGCUUUUUGACACAGAAAAUGUUGACAGGCAUAUUUCGGAGCACCAUUCUUUUGAAGAGCUUCCCACGGGACUUAUCAGAGCAACUCACAAGCAUGACAUUAUACCCAUGCUACCUCCUACCAGCCGUUAUAAGCAAUGCGGAUACCAAUACUAUCUAAGUGCUAAGGGAGCACGACAAACACCACAGACCAUGGAAAGACGUGGUACGGACUACGUUGAAGACGAUGAGGAUAUCAAUUAUCAGUCGACGCUACCAAGUAGAUUCAGCAGGACUGAUCACGUUAAUUACUUCUUCAAAAUCACUGGUUGUGCCGAUUAG
Candidozyma auris is the source of this 1014-nucleotide messenger RNA. RefSeq names its product putative lipase. Gene Ontology annotation, biological process: lipid metabolic process. The record is from RefSeq and is a predicted model, not a curated record. The coding region runs from base 1 to 1014 and encodes 337 amino acids. NCBI's taxonomy places the organism in Eukaryota, Fungi, Ascomycota, Pichiomycetes, Serinales, Metschnikowiaceae. The transcript has a single exon.